Phaethon lepturus (White-tailed tropicbird) is the source of this 1023-nucleotide messenger RNA. It is a transcript of the gene RIBC2, whose product is annotated as RIB43A domain with coiled-coils 2. The annotation marks the transcript as partial. Lineage: Eukaryota; Metazoa; Chordata; Aves; Phaethontiformes; Phaethontidae. The transcript has 6 exons. The record is from RefSeq and is a predicted model, not a curated record.
GUUGAUAAGGAUGCAUUGGAUACCCAAGUCAAGGAGCGGAAAAUUCAAGAAGGAGCUGAAAAAGCACGAAAUGAAGAACUUGCUAAUGAAAUGAAGCAAAAUGACAAGAUCAUGUGUAUGUUAGAAGAACGACAGAAAAAUGAUAUUAGAAACAUAAAUAAGGCUAUCAGUGAAUUUCAGAAGAAUUUUCAAAAGCCCGAAACAAGACGUGAAUUUGACCUCUCUGAUCCGCAAGCCCUAAAGAAGGAUAGACCUGCUCGACUUUCAGACAGUGAUCCUCGAUGUACUGUAUCUGGCUUGCAGAAGUUCAUGGGUGAAGACUUAAACUAUGACCAGAGGAUGAAAUUUCAAAAGGAGCAGUUAAGAGAGUGGUCUCUUCAGCAACAGAGAGACUGGAAGAAUGCAUUAGCUGAUCAAAAAUUUGCAGAUGAUCUUCAUGACAAGAAUAGGAUUGAACUUGACCAAAAGACUAUGGAGCAACAACGAAAAGAAGAAGAAAACAGGCGUGCUGUUUGUGCAGCUACCAAAGAUUUCAAUAGAACCCAGGCUGCUGAACUAGCUGAGAGAAAGAAGUUGGAAAAGUAUAAAAAUAUGAAAGAGGACAUGGAUGAAAUUUCCAGCCUCCUUCAAGGAGACUUACUUUCUGAAAACCCUGAACAAGCAGUCAGUUCCUUUGGUAGACACCGUGUGAUCACAGAUCGAUGGAAGGGGAUGAAUCAGGAUCAGCUGAUGGCAAUCCGUUACACUCAACAGCAACAAGUUCUGGAGAAACAGAGACUAAAAGAGGAAGAACGCCAAAGAGAUGCUGAAUGGGAGAGGCAAAGUAUACAGGCUGCAAGAGCGCAGUUGGUUUUAGAGCGGCAUCAACAACGACAGAAUCGGGAACGCCGCCAAGCUUUAGAUAAUGUAAACACGGAGCUAUCUCAGGAGCAGAAAUCAAAGAACAUUUAUCUUAAAGAAGAAGCAUAUUCAAAUUUUCCGACAGGCCAGUAUUAUGCACAGUUUAAUACAACCAGCCGAUGA